Rhinichthys klamathensis goyatoka is the source of this 628-nucleotide messenger RNA. RefSeq names its product SLAM family member 5-like. Lineage: Eukaryota; Metazoa; Chordata; Actinopteri; Cypriniformes; Leuciscidae. The transcript has 3 exons. Bases 62 to 628 code for a protein of 188 amino acids. The record is from RefSeq and is a predicted model, not a curated record.
ACUGUUUGUUUGUUCCUCAGGUGUGUUUGGUGCUGAAGACGCAGUGAAGACAGUGUCAGUGAUGGAGGGAGAUUCUCCCACUCUAAACACUGAUGUUACUGAAACACAGAAAGCUGAGCUGAUACUGUGGACGUUUGGACCUGACAGCACUCGUAUCGCUCAGAUCAACAGACUGGUCAAUAUGGUCUCAUUAUACAGUAAUGCUCUUGAUGGGAGAUUCAGAGGCAGGCUGGAGUUAGAUGAUCAGACUGGAGAUCUUACAAUCAGAAACAUCAAAACUGAACACUCUGGACUUUAUGAACUACAGAUCUUUGGCGGAAAUGUGGUCACAGCCCAAAAAUUUAGUAUUAUUGUUUCUGCUCGUCUGCCAGUUCCUGUCAUCAUCAGUGACUCUUCACACUGUUCUUCAUCAUCAUCAUCGUGUUCAUUGGUGUGUUCAGUGUUGAAUGUGUGUGAUGCGACUCUCUCCUGGUACGCAGGAAUGAGUGUAUUGUCCAGCAUCAGUGCGUCUGAUCUAAGCAUCAGUCUCUCUCUACCUCUGGAGGUGGAAUAUCAGGAUAAAAACACCUACAGCUGUGUGCUGAACAAUCCCAUCAGCAACCAGACCACACAUGAGAAACUCAUAUAA